Molecule: messenger RNA, 340 nt
Organism: Vitrella brassicaformis
Lineage: Eukaryota; Vitrellaceae
Source: the annotation of a GenBank genome assembly
UCAUCCGCUGUCGAAGUCGACAUGCAGUGAAGAUAAGAAGUUGGUUCUAUGAGAUAACUGGCGCACUUGAGCAUACCUGUGGCUGUGCCACAACAAAGGAAACGGCACGCAUCCAAAAGCCCCUAGAUCCGGUGACACCGAAGCCGUCAUCAGCACUGUAGAGUACUCGACCUCUGAAUGAAUGAAUGCCACAUUGAAAAGUGCUGUUGCACUGCGUUGAAGAGAGACACACACGCUUAUAUGUCUAUAGUUGAGUCGAGAAUUUAGUGUUGGCUAACCCGCUUUUGCCGCCAUUGCUUUUGCCGCCAUUUUCUUGCCGUAUCGAUUGCACUUCGUGCAU